UUACCUUCCAACAUCCAUAUCUGGCUGCCGCAUAAAUAAGCUCUCUUUUGCAUAGCUUUGCCAACAUCAACUUGGGGCAAAAUCUGUUGAUAUAACUAUUUCAAGUGUCUUGAGUUGUCUGAAUAUCACUUCAGUUGUGAAGAUAUGUUCAUCAAGGUUUUCUUUGCUUCACUUGUUGCCUUCACUUGUUUUGCAACUUCCACACAUGGAGCCACUCUAAUCCCAAAUGAAGUGAAAACUUUGCAAGAAAUUGCAAAAACCUUAGAGAAGACAGACUGGAAUUUUACAGUGGAUCCAUGCAGCGGCGAAUUGGGUUGGGUUACACCGAAUCCAGUGGAGGAAUCUGAAAAUUCAGUGAAGUGCAACUGCACCUUUCUCAAUAACACCAUCUGCCAUGUCGUUAGCAUAGUGCUCAAAGCUCAAUCUCUGCCGGGGACUGUCCCCAAAGAGCUGGUGAAGCUUCCUUAUCUGCAGGAAAUUGACCUCACCCGCAACUACCUUUACGGUUCAAUCCCGGAAGAAUGGGGUUCCACGAAACUAGUCAACAUUUCUCUUCUUGGGAACCGGUUAACGGGAUAGAUCCCGAAAGAGUUGGGAAACAUCAGCACUCUUGUAAACCUUACCGUGGAGUUCAAUCAGCUUUCGGGUGUUCUUCCUCCAGAGCUGGGGAAUCUGUCCAGUAUAGAGAAGAUGCAUCUCACCUCCAACAAGUUUACUGGGGAGUUGCCAGAAACAUUUGCAAAGCUUACCACAUUGAAGGACUUAGUGAUUCAGGCAAGUGGUAUGAGUGGGCCUAUUCCUCCUGAGAUUGGUGUUUUGGCAAAACUAUCUGACUUGAGAAUCAGCGACUUGAAAGGAACUGAAGCAACUUUUCCACCAUUGAGUAAUAUGACAAACUUGAAUAGACUGAUAUUGAGGAGUUGCAAUCUCAGUGGACCGCUGCCCGACUAUCUUGGGCAAUGGACAGGCUUGAAAACUUUAUACGUGAGCUUCAACAAAUUAAGUGGAAAAAUUCUAGACAGUUAUCUUGGUAUAUCAAAAAUAGACUACAUGUAUUUGACUGGAAACUUGCUAACUGGACGCAUACCCGAUUGGAUUCUGCAGAAAGGAGAAAACAUUGAUCUUUCCUACAACAACUUUACGAGUGGAAACUCAGAAGACUGUCAGACUCGGAGUGUGAACUUGUUUGGAAGCUCUUCAGGGAGCAAUAACUCUGGAAUCGUUUCAUGCUUGAGAGGCUUCCCUUGUCCAAAAAAUCAUUACUCAGUCCAUAUCAACUGUGGUGGAAAGGAAGUAAUUGUUGACAACACAACAUACGAAGAUGAUACAUAUUCACCUGGAGCUUCCACAUAUCACAAAAGUGAAACUAACUGGGCGUUUAGCAGCACUGGUUACUUCAUGGAUGAUAGUAUUAAUACAGACUCCUAUAUUGCAAACAAUAAGUCUAUACUCUUGAUGAAUAAUUCUGCACUGUACAUGAAUGCGCGUCUUUCUGCCCUCUCUCUCACUUAUUAUGCAUUCUGUCUGGGAAACGGAAACUACACGGUAAAACUCCAAUUUGCGGAGAUUAUGUUUACUGACGACAAAACGUAUAGCAGCCUUGGAAGGCGCAUAUUCGAUGUUUACAUUCAGGGCAACCAGGUUCUGAAGGAUUUCAAUAUUGAGGAUGAAGCAGGAGGGGCUGGCCAAGAAAUCAUAAAAAAUUUUACUAUAGCCGUGACUAGCAGAACAUUGGAGAUCCGCUUCUAUUGGGCUGGGAAGGGGACGACUGCCAUUCCUAGUAGAGGGGUUUAUGGUCCUCUUAUAUCUGCUAUUGCUGUGACCCCCAAUUUUGUACCUCCCGCAGAAAGUGGAAGUAGUAUAUCUGCAGGUGCUGUGGUUGGUAUUGUGGCUGCAGUAGCACUUCUUCUGCUUCUGGUUCUAGGCGUCCUUUGGUGGAAAGGCUGUCUAAGACAUAAAAAUACAAUGGAACAAGAUUUAAGGGGCCUAAAUCUGCAAACUGGUACAUUUACCUUACGGCAAAUUAAGGCUGCCACAAACAACUUUGAUGCUGCUAAUAAGAUUGGAGAAGGUGGUUUUGGUUCUGUCUAUAAGGGCCUAUUAUUGGAUGGCACAAUAAUUGCAGUGAAGCAGCUUUCUUCCAAAUCAAAACAAGGAAAUCGUGAGUUUGUGAAUGAAAUAGGCAUGAUUUCUGCUCUACAACAUCCGCAUCUUGUAAAGCUGUAUGGCUGUUGUAUCGAAGGAAAUCAGUUAUUGCUAGUAUAUGAGUACAUGGAAAACAACAGCCUUGCUCGGGCAUUGUUUGGCCCAAAAGAUAGCCAAUUGAAACUGGAUUGGCCAACAAGACACAAGAUUUGUGUUGGUAUAGCAAGGGGUUUGGCUUAUCUACAUGAAGAAUCGAGGCUGAAGAUUGUUCACAGAGACAUAAAGGCAACAAAUGUGCUGCUUGACAAGGACCUUAACCCCAAAAUAUCCGACUUUGGCUUGGCCAAACUUGAUGAAGAAGAGAAUACCCACAUUAGCACCCGGAUCGCUGGAACUUUUGGAUAUAUGGCACCUGAAUAUGCAAUGAGGGGGCAUUUAACUGAAAAGGCAGAUGUUUAUAGUUUUGGAGUCGUCGCUUUGGAAAUCGUUAGUGGGAAGAGCAACACUAAUCACAUUCUAAAGGAUGGCUGCGUGUAUCUUCUCGAUUGGGCACUCUUGUUAAAAGAGAACGGCAAUCUGUUGGAGCUAGUUGACCCAAUACUGGAAUCAAAUUUCAAAAAGGAAGAGGUUAUGGCGAUGAUCAACGUAGCUCUUCUAUGCACCAGCUUCUCUCCAGUAGCUAGGCCGACCAUGUCAUCAGUAGUGAGCAUACUUGAAGGCAGAGCUCAUGUUCAGGAAAUCUCUUCGGGUUUAAGCAUCUCCAGUGAUGAGAUUAAGCUCAAGGAACUGCGGCAACAGUAUGAUCUCUACCAUGCAAAGAACACCAGUGAGGGCCAAAUUCCAUGUUUGUCAACAGAUGGGCCAUGGACCGCCUCUUCCACCUCUGGUGCGGAUCUCUACCCCAUCACCAUGAAUUCUCAGUACUGGGAGAAUAGAGAUCAGUAAAAAAAAAAAAAAAAAAAAACAGUAAUGUAAGUUCUGCAAAUCCAUAGUAUAAUUUGCUUUCGAUUUCGGGUGAUCAAAUACAUAGUACUUGUUACAAACUGUACGAAGUCUCAUGAUCUUAUAACAUAUGUGCAUAUAUCAAGGCUUGCCUCUUAACAAGGUAGGAGGAACUUCUUUCAAGAGGAUAUGUGAUAUUAUUGUUAUUUAUUGAAUCAAUCUAUGCUUAUGCUGA
This is a messenger RNA of Vitis vinifera (wine grape), 3322 nucleotides long. RefSeq names its product probable leucine-rich repeat receptor-like serine/threonine-protein kinase At3g14840. Gene Ontology annotation, biological process: protein phosphorylation. The transcript has 23 exons. The record is from RefSeq and is a predicted model, not a curated record. Gene Ontology annotation, molecular function: protein kinase activity; ATP binding; protein binding. The coding region runs from base 691 to 3090 and encodes 799 amino acids. NCBI's taxonomy places the organism in Eukaryota, Viridiplantae, Streptophyta, Magnoliopsida, Vitales, Vitaceae.